Messenger RNA from Cololabis saira (Pacific saury), 1163 nucleotides. RefSeq names its product mediator complex subunit 21 (gene med21). Gene Ontology annotation, cellular component: mediator complex. Gene Ontology annotation, biological process: regulation of transcription by RNA polymerase II. NCBI's taxonomy places the organism in Eukaryota, Metazoa, Chordata, Actinopteri, Beloniformes, Belonidae. The coding region runs from base 74 to 511 and encodes 145 amino acids. Gene Ontology annotation, molecular function: transcription coregulator activity. The record is from RefSeq and is a predicted model, not a curated record. The transcript has 4 exons.
GACGCGAACAGCCGCGGGAUCGACUCGCUCUCGCGAGAACAGCCGCGGGAUCUGCCCGGCGCACACAGGCGCGAUGGCGGACCGGCUAACGCAACUACAAGACGCUGUUAAUUCGCUCGCAGAUCAGUUUUGUAACGCAAUCGGUGUUCUGCAACAAUGUGCGCCUCCUGCAUCCUUCAGCAACAUCCAGACGGCUAUCAACAAGGACCAGCCCGCAAACCCCACGGAAGAGUAUGCCCAGCUGUUUGCAGCUCUCAUAGCCAGAACAGCCAAAGAUGUGGAUGUGCUGAUUGACUCUCUGCCCAGUGAGGAGUCCACAGCAGCUCUGCAGGCGGCCAGCCUGCGGCAGCUGGAGGAGGAGAACCACGACGCAGCGGCUCGUCUGGAGGAGGUGGUCUAUCGGGGGGACAUGCUGCUGGAGAAGAUCCAGAACGCCCUGGCCGACAUCGCUCAGUCUCAGCUGCGCACUCGCAAUGGAGCACCCAGUCUGCCGUCACCGGCCGACUCCUGACCCACGGCAAAAAGCGCCACAUUUUGGACAAUUUUCACUAAUUUCUUUCAGUUUUGACUCUUUCUUCUUUUUUUUUUUUCCUCCACCAAAAAUAGACCUCCAAACUCUCAAACACAGUGUUGUCUGGGUGAAAAACUUUAGCUGAUACAAAUUAAAUCAUGUAAUGGGGCUGGAUUUGUACCCCCCACACACAAAAAGAAAACGAGUAUUUACUUGUUUCCUUAAGGUAGGUUGUCAUUAAGAUGUAGAUAAAAAUCAAUUUUUUUCUUUUUCAGUCCAAGUUAAAAAGAAAGGAACACAACAUCAUCAUGUAUACGUCACUUUUGUUUGUGAUAUUUUUCUUGACAAAGAUCUUCAAAAGUUCCUCUUCAUCUUUGAACUGUCAAGUUUUGUAAAGUUUAUUUUGUAUAUUAUCAAUGAUAUAUUCACGUGUUCUUUUUUUGUUUAUAUAUUGUAAAGCACUGCUCCCCCUUAAGUCUGUUUGUUGAAGGUUACCGGUACAUAACUUCUUGUGAACCCGUGAAUACAUUUUUAAAUAAACAUCAGCCCAACACAGAUUUGAUUAGUUUGAACUUGUAUAUUCUCAUGAAUUGUUAAUUUUAAAGAAUUAUUAUGUUACAUCUCAUUAAUAAAUGACGGAUGUUUACAAGUG